AGAAACAAAAAUGGCGCGCAAAGUGUAGAACGUGUUUAUGUUGCGUUGCUCGUCCCGCAAACGAUGGAAUCAGAAUUUGAAGGCUUUUCCAGUGGCAGUGAAAUAUUGACCAAACAUGCCGAUCGGUGGCGUAAGGUGAGCUUCGGUGUGCCGGUUUUCGACCGGCUUACGGGUGGCGGUAUCGGUGCCCGGGGAAUCUUCGAGCUGGCGGGUGAUCCGGGAUCGGGCAAAACACAGAUCGCACUAAAGCUAGCACUGACGGCCCAGCGCACCGUGCCGAACUCCUGCGUGGUGUACAUCUGCACCGAGCAUAGGUUUCCUUCGCGCAGGCUACUACAGAUGGAGGCAGAAUACAAACGCCAGCAGAGUGCGGAUGAUGCCGUCCGGGACCAUAACUUUGUGGACCACAUACUGGUGGAGCACGUAUGGUGUGUGCCUACCCUGAUGGCCUGUUUGUUCGAUCGCCUGCCCAAGCUGCUGGAAAGCACAAAAAUCAGUGUGCUCAUCAUCGAUUCCAUCGCGAGCCCAUUCGUGGAGGAAAGGGACUACAUUUCGCGGGCGGAAACCUUCCGCUCGAUAGUGCACCGGCUGCACCAGCUGCAGGAGCGGCACAACUUUGCCAUCUGCGUAACGAACCAGGUCCGUUCGGUGAUCGACUCUUCCACGCUGGACGACCAGCGGAACGUUCCGGCGCUGGGGCUCGCCUGGAGUACGCUGGUGCACACGCGCUUGCAGCUUUCCCGCACCACGCUAAGCUCGAACGAUCGACGCUGCACGGUUGUGUUUGGACCAUCGGCCCCACCGAAGCAUGGCUUCUAUCAGAUCGACGAGUCGGGACCGGUGGACACCGAAGCCCUUCGAGUAUCAAUGAGCUGAGUAAGAAACAACACCCACACAUGUUUUGCAGCUUUUCUAUUACACACCUCUCACUAGUGGUGUUCCAGCUUUAUUAUUGUUCAUAGGAGAUAGAUGUCGUGAUCGGGCCCAUCCGUGCCGAAUAUACCUAGUAUCAGUAGAGUAUGAGCGAUCGCGCGAGUUCACCUCUUUUUUUUGUUGCGGAAACGGUGAGAUCUUUUCUGCCAUACACACACACAUACACCAAUUACAAUCAAUUUUCUUCGACCAAAUACGAUAAAAAGUAGAGAGUAUAUAGGUUUGAUUGUUAACAGUACAGUACAUAAACAGUAUUCGUUUAGUAAAUGCGCCUAAACCAGUUUCCUCCUAAACAGAUUCCUAAAUAGCGAUAACAUUCACCUUUGGCAAAUAUGUUUAGAGAGUUUUACAAUCCGUGUAAGCAUCAGAGCACAAUGGACAACUGUGUGUGUGUGUGCGUUUUGUGUUGCGGUUGGUUUUGCUAACGUUUGUUUCUUUUUUUUCUCUUAAUAAUUUAAACAUUUUUUUCCCUAAACUAAGCACAUGUUUCUACCGAUGGUUGAGUCUUUUUUUUUAAUCUUGAUCUUCCGCUUAAAAUGCUGCUCCCAUGCGCGCUAAUCAUAAUUCAACUAGUCUCUAGUCUCUGUAAUCGUAUGUUUUAAAACAUUUCUCACUAGUUUUUGUUUGUCUUUCUUGUUUACGAACCGGUGGUGGGUAAUGUCGUUUUUAAAACGUUGAUAUUUCAUUUCUUCAACAACACGUUAGAGUAAUAGUAGUGGUAAGUUAGUAAAUAGCAGUUUAGUAAUUAGUGGUUAGCGUUAGUAAUUGGGUGUAAUUAUAGCAAUAGUGUUGUUUUUACUUUUUCGUAAAAAGGUAACUCAAUUACCAAUCAUGCACAGGGGGCGCGUGGCAGAAGGCUUCCGCUUCCGCUGCUAGUGAAAUUAGAUUGUCUUAGUAGUACCAUUACACAGCAGGAUAGACGACACACGGGUUGUUUACUGUGGAAACAUUUUAGUAGUUUUUUUUCUUCUUCUUCUUGUGUGUUUCGCUACUAUUACGACUAACGCUAUUUACACAUCACAUUAUGUAGAAUACCCGAUAGACAUUGUUUUCCUUUUUUAUUUUGCGUCUACUGUUCCGUGAGCAGAUGCGUAACAAUCCGCAGCAGAAACACAACAGGCUGACGACUACUGCUAUUUUGCUUUUCUCCUCCGUGCUUGCUAACACUUGCGCAAGCAAAUUAUUCUAUUGGAAAGCAAUUACUUUGUUUAAUGCUUUGCUACUAUUUCAGCUACCACGGUAAAACCCAAUUCGUGGAGUAAUGGUUUUUUUCCUAAAAAGCACUAACAUGAUGGUUUGCAGAAAACCCCAAAAUCAUAAUUUAUUAAAUUUGCCACUAUAGUGGAUAUAUUUAUGCGUAGCGGGCUCCUGGGCGAACGCCGGGGGUGGUUUGCUGUGGGAGGAAAAUGGUCUGGCUUUAUCGUCAAACUAUCAUGCUACACAGAAACAACACCGCACGGAUGCCGCCGGAAAAGUAUGCUUCUUCUCGGUCGAUGUGUGAACCGUGAAUAUGUUGUGUUUAUCUCAUAAAAGCGUUUUAGAAACGCGCAAUACAAAAAAAAAACAAAAUCGGAACCG
Messenger RNA from Anopheles arabiensis, 2511 nucleotides. Its product is annotated as DNA repair protein XRCC3. Gene Ontology annotation, biological process: resolution of mitotic recombination intermediates; double-strand break repair via synthesis-dependent strand annealing; telomere maintenance via recombination. The coding region runs from base 64 to 876 and encodes 270 amino acids. Lineage: Eukaryota; Metazoa; Arthropoda; Insecta; Diptera; Culicidae. Gene Ontology annotation, cellular component: replication fork; Rad51C-XRCC3 complex. The transcript is spliced from 3 exons. The record is from RefSeq and is a predicted model, not a curated record. Gene Ontology annotation, molecular function: ATP hydrolysis activity; ATP binding; ATP-dependent DNA damage sensor activity.